Molecule: messenger RNA, 864 nt
Organism: Enhydra lutris kenyoni (northern sea otter)
Lineage: Eukaryota; Metazoa; Chordata; Mammalia; Carnivora; Mustelidae
Product: homeobox B13
Exons: 2
Coding region: 1-864 (287 amino acids)
Biological process (GO): regulation of transcription by RNA polymerase II
Molecular function (GO): DNA-binding transcription factor activity, RNA polymerase II-specific; RNA polymerase II cis-regulatory region sequence-specific DNA binding
Source: RefSeq, a predicted model, not a curated record
AUGGAGCCCGGCGAUUAUGCCACCCUGGACGGGGCCAAGGCCAUGGAAGGCUUGCCCGGAGCCGGAGGGAGCCGGAAUCUAGCCUCCCGCUCCCCCCUCCCCAGCCACCCCGCCGCCGGGGCGCCUCCGCUGCUGCCCGCCGCCGUCAGCUAUGCCCCCCUGGACCUGCCGGGCUCUGCGGAACCGCCAAAGCAGUGCCACCCGUGCCCCGGGGUGCCCCAGGGGACGGCCCCCGCUGCGGUGCCCUAUGGCUACUUUGGAGGCGGGUACUAUUCCUGCCGGAUGUCCCGGAGCUCGCUGAAGCCCUGUGCCCAGGCGGCCACCCUCGCUGCCUACCCCGCCGAGACUGCCGCGCCCGGGGAGGAGUACCCCAGCCGGCCCACCGAGUUUGCCUUCUAUCCGGGGUACCCAGGACCCUACCAGCCAAUGGCCAGUUACCUGGAUGUGUCGGUGGUGCAGACUCUGGGUGCCCCGGGGGAGCCCCGCCACGACUCCCUGCUGCCUGUGGACAGUUACCAGCCCUGGGCCCUCACCGGGGGCUGGAACGGCCAGAUGUGUUGCCAGGGGGAACAGAACCCACCGGGUCCCUUCUGGAAGGCGGCAUUUGCAGAGUCAGGCGUGCAGCACCCUCCAGAUGGCUGUUCCUUCCGACGUGGCCGAAAGAAGCGCAUUCCUUACAGCAAGGGGCAGUUGCGGGAGCUGGAGCGCGAGUAUUCAGCGAACAAGUUCAUCACCAAGGACAAGAGGCGCAAGAUCUCGGCGGCCACCAGCCUCUCAGAGCGUCAGAUCACCAUCUGGUUUCAGAACCGCCGGGUUAAGGAGAAGAAAGUCCUGGCCAAGGUCAAGACCACCACUAAUCUGUGA